CUUGAAGAAACCAGGACAAAUACAGCAGAACAUUUUAUUGCUCAGACCGUAUAAAACAAAUACAGUAGUUGGCUUUAUAAAAUAUUAUAAAAUAAUCAUGAAUUGCAGCCUCAUUACAGCCAUUAUCUCCACUGCUUAAAAUUCUAAUUUUGAUUUGAAAAAGAUGAAUUAUUCGUCCUUUUAGCUGUAACAUGUUGCGUAAAAGGCGCAGAUGAGUCCGUACACGCACUCUGUUUGUCGCUCUCUCUCCAGUCCUAAUUGGUUUAAGCACGAGUGCUGCCGUUUAAUGGGGCGAACACGCGCCCGCUAAAGCCUAAUGGACAGCAAACACGGUGAGAGUGCAUGCAGCUCAAGGACCCGUCGUGUUGGGGACACGCGCUAAAUGGUGUUAAAUGACGCAUUUGCACAAGUGCAAUGUAAUGGGAACAUGUUAAAGGUGGAGACCAGACAUGGAAAUGGCGCAGGGAGGUUUUAAGAGGGUCGUAAGGUUGUGGAAAUUGUCUGUGAUGUUUGAACUUUUCUCCCACGUGAGUUUCCAAGACAACUGUCUCUUAAUCCAGGUCUCUUAUCUGGCAGCAGGUCAACCGGUGUUUGCGCCCCAUCCGUAUCGAUCUAUCAACAACAGCGCACUAUAUGCAAGACACGAGACACGUCCAUACAAAGUAUCGAUGGCUACAUGAGGAUAAUCCACCACCUAUACGUGGCAAACGUGCGAUUUUAGACUAAAAAGGGGCCAUUUUUGACCCAUUUCUCAUGUGUGAACGAAGGAUCCCACAGAUUGUGGGUGACAGGUAAACGUUGUGGUAUUUACAGAGGGACAUUGAUUUACGCGCUGAUGGCGUUCAGUUUACUGAAAACACACACGCACACAGGUGAGCUGCAGAAUAUCCUGGAAACUGAGGCUCCACGGUGUCUUUUUGAGCAAACAGUGAGACCAAUGGCGUGUGCGCUGCAGAGUCACGUGGUGAUAGAGUGACACACCUGUGUACAGCAGUGCAGGCCCUCACAGUUGCGCCAGAGGCAGGUAAGAGAGGAGUAGGUCCGCACCCCCAAGGCAGGGCGCAGCGACGGUGCAUGUGCGCGCAAACGGCCCCACAGCCCCCCGGGUCUUUGGCAGCCAUGAAUCGGGAAGAUCAUUACUACCCCACGCAGCUUUUUAAAGAGUCGUGUGCCUACCAGAGACCACAGGGUGAGGACUACAGCCACAGCCCGCCGCCCUGUCUCUACAUGAGCAGGCAGGUGCAAUCCGUCUACACACCGCCGGCCAUGGGAGUCCUAGAGCACGCCGGGCUUCCUGACAUCGCACCCUCCUACAGUCUGGCCAGUCUGCGGGAUGAUCCUGCAGGUGUGCCGCAGCUCCACCACCCACAGGCACUCCAGCAACACGCUGUCCAACCCGCCGCAGGUUAUGGAGACGCGGGGGAGCAAAGCAGAUAUCACCUGCCGUUUCCGUGGAUGAAGAGCACAAAAUCCCACUCGCACACCUGGAGGGGACAGUGGGCAGGGCCAUACGUGAUGGCAGAGACUGAGGAAAACAAGCGCACGAGGACUGCAUACACGCGCGCGCAGCUGCUGGAGCUCGAGAAGGAGUUCCUGUUCAACCGCUACAUCUCGAGGCCUCGCCGCGUGGAGCUGGCGCUGACCCUCAGCCUCACCGAGCGCCACAUCAAGAUCUGGUUCCAGAACCGGCGCAUGAAGUGGAAAAAGGAGGAGGACCGGAGAAAGGCGCGCGGGUCCGACCCGGAUCAGGACUCCUCGAUCACCUCUGGAGACCAGGGGGAAGCGGCGGCGGGAGGGGUCUCCUCCACGAACGGACCUCACGCUGCUUCGCCGCCCGUUUCCCCGCUGCACGCUCACUCUCUGUCCGCCCCCGGAUCUCGAGAGACCGCGUAAUUAGACCAGCAGCAGGCGCCUCUCCUCCACCAAGAUGGACACCCGCAAUCACAGUGAGAGAGGAAUAAAAGCCUGUAAACUCGGUGAGCACAUUUGUGAAAGAAACUAUUAUAUUUUUCCUACUUAACUCUACAACAAGAAAAGCACAAGACUUGUCUUGUGGAUGGCAAUGUGCUUCGUGCGUGGACUAAGGAGACUUAAACUUCAUGAUUGAGUCUUGUUUCUGAGAAAGCGUCUGUCUGAUUCACCACCAGACUCAUGAGUGUAAAUACGCAUCAUAUGACUGGAGGACUAAUGUGUGGUCACAUGUGUACAUAUAACGACAACGUGAAAAUUGUAAAAAAGUUUUAAUGAAUAAUGCACAUAUAUUAUUGUUUAUAACUUUAUCAAAUGGAAGGAAGAAUAGCUCACAUAUUUGAAAUAAAAACACGUAUCACAGCCUGCACAGGUGUGAGAGCAGUGACCAUUUCUAACCACCGGGAAACAAGCGU
Messenger RNA from Solea senegalensis (Senegalese sole), 2384 nucleotides. It is a transcript of the gene pdx1, whose product is annotated as pancreatic and duodenal homeobox 1. Bases 1075 to 1893 code for a protein of 272 amino acids. Lineage: Eukaryota; Metazoa; Chordata; Actinopteri; Pleuronectiformes; Soleidae. Gene Ontology annotation, cellular component: nucleus. The transcript is spliced from 2 exons. Gene Ontology annotation, molecular function: RNA polymerase II cis-regulatory region sequence-specific DNA binding; DNA-binding transcription factor activity, RNA polymerase II-specific. Gene Ontology annotation, biological process: regulation of transcription by RNA polymerase II; type B pancreatic cell differentiation. The record is from RefSeq and is a predicted model, not a curated record.